Hyaena hyaena (striped hyena) is the source of this 5121-nucleotide messenger RNA. It is a transcript of the gene DENND1A, whose product is annotated as DENN domain containing 1A. Gene Ontology annotation, molecular function: guanyl-nucleotide exchange factor activity; phosphatidylinositol phosphate binding. Gene Ontology annotation, cellular component: clathrin-coated vesicle; cytosol. Gene Ontology annotation, biological process: endocytic recycling; endocytosis. The record is from RefSeq and is a predicted model, not a curated record. NCBI's taxonomy places the organism in Eukaryota, Metazoa, Chordata, Mammalia, Carnivora, Hyaenidae. The transcript has 24 exons. Bases 70 to 3291 code for a protein of 1073 amino acids.
UCGGCCGCGGGCGGGCGGGCAGCGCAGCGCCGAGCGAGGCCCGCGGGCCCAUGAGGAGGCCCGGGGACCAUGGGCUCCAGGAUCAAGCAGAACCCAGAGACCACAUUUGAAGUGUAUGUUGAAGUGGCCUAUCCUAGGACGGGUAGCACUCUUUCAGAUCCUGAGGUGCAGAGGCAAUUCCCGGAGGACUACAGUGACCAGGAAGUUCUACAGACUUUGACCAAGUUUUGUUUCCCCUUCUAUGUGGACAGCCUCACAGUUAGCCAAGUUGGCCAGAACUUCACGUUCGUGCUCACUGACAUUGACAGCAAACAGAGAUUCGGGUUCUGCCGCUUAUCUUCAGGGGCGAAGAGCUGCUUCUGUAUCUUAAGCUAUCUCCCCUGGUUCGAGGUAUUUUAUAAGCUGCUUAACAUCUUGGCGGAUUAUACGACAAAAGGCCAGGAAAAUCAAUGGAAUGAGCUUCUUGAAACUCUGCACAAACUUCCCAUUCCUGACCCAGGAGUGUCUGUUCAUCUCAGCGUGCAUUCUUAUUUUACUGUGCCUGAUACCAGAGAACUUCCCAGCAUACCUGAAAAUAGAAAUCUGACAGAAUAUUUUGUGGCUGUGGAUGUAAACAACAUGUUACAUCUGUAUGCCAGUAUGCUGUAUGAACGCCGGAUUCUCAUCAUCUGCAGCAAACUCAGCACCCUGACUGCCUGCAUCCACGGGUCUGCCGCGAUGCUGUACCCCAUGUUCUGGCAGCACGUGUACAUCCCCGUCCUGCCUCCACAUCUGCUGGACUACUGCUGUGCUCCCAUGCCCUACCUCAUAGGAAUCCAUUUAAGUUUAAUGGAGAAAGUCAGAAACAUGGCCCUGGAUGAUGUCGUGAUCCUCAACGUGGACACCAACACGCUGGAAACUCCCUUUGAUGAUCUCCAGAGCCUCCCAAAUGAUGUGAUCUCUUCCCUGAAGAACCGGCUGAAGAAGGUGUCCACAACCACUGGUGACGGGGUGGCCAGGGCCUUCCUCAAGGCCCAGGCUGCUUUCUUCGGCAGCUACCGAAAUGCUCUGAAGAUUGAGCCCGAAGAGCCAAUCACCUUCUGUGAAGAAGCCUUUGUGUCCCAUUAUCGCUCGGGAGCCAUGAGGCAGUUUCUACAGAAUGCCAUCCAGCUACAGCUCUUCAAACAGUUUAUUGAUGGUAGACUGGACCUUCUCAAUUCUGGCGAGGGUUUCAGUGACGUUUUUGAAGAAGAGAUCAGCAUGGGCGAGUAUGCUGGCAGUGAUAAACUCUACCAUCAGUGGCUCUCCACAGUCCGGAAAGGAAGCGGAGCGAUUCUGAAUACCGUAAAAACAAAAGCAAACCCAGCUAUGAAGACUGUCUAUAAGUUUGCAAAAGAUCAUGCAAAAAUGGGAAUAAAAGAGGUGAAAAACCGCUUGAAGCAAAAGGACAUCACUGAGAAUGGCUGUGCCCCCACCACGGAAGAGCAGCUGCCAAAGACUGUGCCGUCCCCACUGGUAGAGGCCAAGGACCCCAAGCUCCGAGAGGACCGGAGGCCAAUCACAGUCCACUUCGGACAGCCACAAAGACGCCGUCCCGCUCGCCCGCCGCCUCCCAAGAUACAGCGCUCGAGGCCCGUGCGCCCUCCCCGUCCACAUGUGGCGAAGAGACCAAAGAGCAACAUCACAGUGGAAGGCCGGAGGACCUCUGUCUCCAGCCCUGAGCACCUGGUAAAGCCCUUGCGACACUAUGCGGUCUUCCUCUCCGAAGACUCCUCUGAUGAUGAAUGCCAGCGGGAAGAGGGCCCGAGCUCUGGCUUCACCGAAAGCUUUUUCUUCUCCGCUCCCUUUGAAUGGCCUCAGCCAUAUCGGACACUCAAGGAGUCAGACAGCGCAGAAGGUGAAGAGCCAGAGAGUCCAGAGCAGCGAGGCCGGGAGCCCACUGGCCCUGCCCCAGCUCCGCCUGACCGGGCCGCCAGCAUCGACCUCCUGGAAGAUGUCUUCAACAACCUGGGCAUGGACGUCCCGCUGCAGCCACUGGGGCAGGCCAAGAGCUUGGAGGACCUUCGGACCCCCAAAGACCUGAGGGAGCAGCCAGGAACCUUUGACUAUCAGAGGCUGGACCUGAGCCGGAGCGACCGGAGCCGCGGGAUGCCAGCGGCCUUGAAGCUCACCCACCCGUACAACAAGCUCUGGAGCCUGGGCCAGGACGACAUGGCCAUCCCCAGCAAGCCGCCGGCCAGCUCCCCCGAGAAGCCCUCACCCCUGCUCGGGAGCUCCCUGGCUCUGCCCCGCAGGCCGCCGCCUCAGGACAGCAUCCUGAAGCCGAGUGACAAGGAGGAGGCGCCCACCCCCACUCUGGGCAGCAUUACCAUCCCCCGGCCCCAGGGCAGGAAGACCCCAGAGUUGGGCAUCGUGCCUCCGCCCCCCACCGCCCGCCCGGCCAAACUUCAGGCUGCCAGUGCUGCCCUCGCCCUCGGAGACUUCUCAGAGAGGCUGCCAGCUGAGCAGGAAAGGCGAGCUCCCCUGAGUCCAGCCCCGUUCCCCGGGCUCCUCCCCAGCGCUGCCCCCCAAGGCGCCCCCGAACGGCUGCAGCCCCUCAGCCUGGGCCCGGGGGCUGCAGACACAAGCGGUGACGCCCUGCUGGCCCUCCUGGACCCACUUAACACAGCCUGGCCAGGCAGCACCCUUCCACCAGGACCUCCAGCCCCGAAUGUAGCCACCUCACUCACUCCCCAGUUCAGCUUCCCCCCAACAGGGACCCCCACCCCAUUUCCACAGCCGUCGCUCAAUCCCUUUGUGCCAUCCGUGCCAGCGGCUCUGCCCGCCAUGUCCCUGGUCUCCACACCAGCCGGGCCUUUUGGGGCCCCGCCUCCUUCCCUGGGGCCAGCUUUCGCCCCCAGCCUCCUGCUGUCCAGCUCUGGCUUCUGUGUCCCACAUAGAGCUCAGCCCAACCUGUCUGCCCUCUCCAUGCCCAACCUCUUCGGCCAGAUGCCCGUGGGCACCCACACCAGUCCCCUGCAGCCCCUGGGCCCCCCGAUGGUCGCCCCUUCAAGGAUCCGAACAUUGCCCCUGGCCCGCUCAAGUGCCAGGGCCGCUGAGGCCAAGCAGGGGCUGGCUCUGAGGCCCGGAGACCCCCCUCUCCUUCCUCCCAGACCCCCACAGGGCCUGGAGCCAGCACUGCAGCCUUCGGCUCCUCGAGAGGCCAAAGACCCCUUUGAGGAUUUGUUACGGAAAACCAAGCAGGAUAUGAGCCCGGCCCCGGCCCCAGGCUCAGUAGAGCAGCUCAGGAAGCAGUGGGAGACCUUCGAGUGAGCCGGGCCACGCGCCGAGCCGCCUGCCGCCGGGCUCCGAGGCUGGCCGGCCCUGCUCCCCUGCUCUUCUGUGUCUGCCCAGGUUCUACCGGUGGGACAGGAUGGGACCCCUCUCUGCCGCCCCUCUCUCCCCUCCACACCACCCGGCUCUGAGGUCUGGCCGCUGGAGAAUGGUGCCCGUUCUGGCCUGGGAAUGGGCCCAGCUCCUGGGCACCCACCCCACCCUGCCACCUCCCCUCCCCCCUGCACCCUUGAUUAGGUUUUGCACUAAAGAGGUCAGCUGGGCGAAUGACUGUCCCAGACCAGGUCCGACCCACCAUCCCCCUGGAAACCUCCCACCGGGAGCCCCGGGCCUCCACGAGGCUUCUCCUUCCCAGCUCUGUUCUCUUGCCCCAGCCACAGCCUGGCCCUGCACACCCCCGCCGGAACCAGCACAGGCGGCAGUGGUGGCCUCAGCGUGGGCUCGUCUGUACCAGACACAUGUGGUUUGGAGUUCGGAGUAAGGAGCCCCCGUCCCGGGCUGGAGAGCCUGCCUACCCGGAAGGGCAUUUGCAGCCUUCUCAGGCGAUACCCACACUCUUUCUUUCUUUCUUGAGUCUUUACCCCAAUCCCAGCCUUCAGUUGUUCCUGGCUUGGUAGGGAUUUGGGGCUGAGGGAUCCUGGGGAACCCUCUGGUAGCCAAACCCAGCCCCAGCCAGCCGUGCAUGGGGGCUGGGAGCACCAGCAACACUGAUUUGUGGAAGAAAAAAUAGCAGCAGGUAAACUGAGUGCAUUAGAAGGAGUUGGGCCACCGUCCUGUGCUCUUCCUCUCACACAUACUCGAACGGAGCCCAGCUGCUGAUUGCGUGGGACUGUGGGGGAAGGGCUGAGAAGCAGGCACCCGGAGCCCCCCUGGGAAGCCAAGCCUAAUGCCACAGAUGGAUGCAAGAGUCCCAGCUGCUGAUCAGUAACGGGCAGGGGUGCUGAGCCCUUCUCCAGGACCGGGGGAGUGGAUGAACUUGGCAUUUUGCAGCCUGGAGGCUGGAGAAGGGCAGGGAGCCGCCCCCGCCCACAUAGCGUAGAAAUUCCUGAGGCCAACGUCACCAAAGCUAAAUUGAAAUGUUUUGUUAUUGUUUCUUUUAUCUAUCUUUUCCUUUCUACUUUAUUGAUUUGAUGAUUCUUAAAAUUGACUAGUUUCAAUAAACCAAGUUAAAAUAUGGCCCAACCAUUUAAGAAAACAACCAUCUGAGACAUGCAGGAAAUUGUGAGCAUUUUGACCUGAUUUCUCAUUUCCUAUUUGUGAAUGGUCAGACAUAGAGUCUCAGAGGUGUCUGACAGGGCCAGGGGGCUCCUGGAGGCCCCCGGAACCCCAAGGAACCUUGUCAUUGUCUGAGGGACCCUGUGUGGGUCCGUGAGGCUGUGAGGGCUGGCCCUGAGUUUCUCAGCCACCGGGCGUGGAGAGCUGCUGGCGCAGCGCACGGCCCCUCCCUGAGUCGGUCACGGCCCCCUCUCUCAGUCUCCGAGUGUUCUCUGCCCACGAAGGUGGAGAGGGAGCCACGUGGUGUCCGGGCACAUGAGCUUCUCAGGUGUUUCCGCACCAGUUCCCGAUCCGCCCACCCGUGCUGGGCAGACCCCUGAGCCCCAUCAGGGACAAAGCGUGCGAUAAGGGAUACUGUGGGGCCCCAGGGAUGCAGAGCCCACCCUGUGGUCGGUCUCCCUGGCUGUGCUGGGGGCUGCUGGCGCGCACUCCGUGUUCUCGAGAGCAUUGUUGUCUCUUCUCUGGCCGGAUUGAAUUUGCACCCAAGGAUGAAUGUUGUGUGCGUUCAAUAAAAUCUUGGGGAAAAGGUUGGCA